AUGAAGUUCUCCAAUUUUCCCGACCUUUGCUGCUAUCCUUCCAUGCUGAAAAAACUGACGGCGUCAGGCGAGCUCAGAAAGCUUCAAAGGGGGUGGCAGGGUGUUGACUGUCAGCUUUGUGUCAUUGUUUUUGGGUUGGCAAUUUCAAGUAUGCUGAUGUUCAAUCAUAUUUGGGAUGAUGACCCCAAGGGACCAGUAUUUUUGGGGGGAUGGGAUGGAACCUCGGGGUGGUUGUUGCUUGGCACCAUAACCCAAAGCUGCACUGGGAUGAUCUCCAUGCAUCCAGGUGCCGCCGCAGAGAGUCCAAGGGCCAGCGACAAGGUGCAGAUCAAUGGUGUGGUCUGA
This is a messenger RNA of Cladocopium goreaui, 345 nucleotides long. Lineage: Eukaryota; Dinophyceae; Suessiales; Symbiodiniaceae. The record is from the annotation of a GenBank genome assembly.